AUGAACGUCCUCAUCGGAACGACGACAACAACGUUAAACGACGAACCAAAACAACCGUUGUUAGAAGAAAAACCGACGAAAACCGUGGCACUUCGAAAAGCAUUCAAGCUCACCGCUCAUCUAGCCAACCUUCUUCCGACCGGCUCCGUUCUCGUGUUCCAGAUCCUCUCCCCGAUUUUCACCCACGAAGGCAAAUGUCGGACCCAAGUUAGCCGGACUUUAACGUCGACCCUCCUCUCUCUUUGUGCAAUCUCUUGCUUUUUCCUGUGCUUUACUGACAGCUUUCGCGAUAGCGCUGGAAAGGUUCGUUAUGGGAUGGCGACCUUCUCGGGUUUAUGGGUUAUCGACGGGUUGGCUAAGGUUCCACCUGAGAAGGUUUGCGAGUAUAAGGUGAAGGUUAUUGAUGUAUUUCAUGGGGUGUUAUCGGUGACAGUUUUUGUGGUGAUCGCCAUUUUUGACAAGAAUGUUGUCAACUGUUUCUAUCCAGAACCAUCGGAGGAGAUGGCGGAGCUUCUGUGGAUGUUGCCGAUAGGUGUCGGAGUGUUAUGCAGUCUCUUGUUUGCUGCAUUUCCUACAACUCGACAUGGGAUCGGCUUUCCACUCUCCAAGAAGUAG
This is a messenger RNA of Cynara cardunculus var. scolymus (artichoke), 615 nucleotides long. RefSeq names its product protein DMP6-like. The transcript has a single exon. Gene Ontology annotation, biological process: endomembrane system organization. Bases 1 to 615 code for a protein of 204 amino acids. The record is from RefSeq and is a predicted model, not a curated record. NCBI's taxonomy places the organism in Eukaryota, Viridiplantae, Streptophyta, Magnoliopsida, Asterales, Asteraceae.